CCUAUUAUUCACCAUGCUGCCCAAUUCCUGAAAAGUGUCUCUCCAGCGCCCACAACGGCGACUAGGCUCUACCUUUGUCCCGCUCCCGACGCGAUCGCCCUUCCACUUCCUCUUCCGCCGCCCUUUGCGAACGAGGGCCUCAGCACCCCACCACCGGCGUCAUGGUUCGCAACAUCGUUGUCCUCGGCGGGAGCUCGCACCCGCAGCUGACCGAGACCAUCUGCAACCACCUCGGCAUCCCGCCUGCAAAGGCCCUCCUUGGCAAGUUCAAGGUCGGCGAAACCAGGGUCGAGAUUGAAGAGAGCGUGCGUGGAAAGGAUGUGUUCAUCAUCCAGUCUGGUGGCGGUUCAGUGAACGACCACCUCAUGGAACUCCUCAUCACCAUCUCCGCCUGCCAGACUGCCUCGGCUAAGCGCAUUACCGCCGUGCUGCCGCUCUUUCCGUAUUCGCGCCAGUCGGACAUUCCCUACAAUAAGACCGGCGCGCCGCUCGCCAGGGUUCCGGGCACGCGGUCGAGGACAGGCACGUACAGCUUCGAGUCGCGCCCUCAGACACCGCACCCCGGCCAGCCUGAGAGUGCGGGCCUGGGCGCCAAUGGCACUGCGACGUUGCACCACCAGCUCAGUCGCAUGAAGCUGGACGAGCAGCGCAACGGGCCCUCAGCGCCCUCUAGCCCGGUCAAGACGAAUGGCCUGCGCCGCAGCGAGACGGUCGACUCGACCAAGUCGGACGCCGCAGUUCACUUUGAUAGCGCGAAUGGCGUGAACGGCGCAGUCACAAAGCCCACCACCAAGCCUCCAGCUUUCGAGCCUCAGGUUGGGUACCGUCAGUGGGUUGCUCAGGCCGGCACUUUGAUCGCCGACCUGCUCACAUGUGCUGGUGCUGACCAUGUCAUCACCAUGGAUCUGCACGAUCCCCAGUACCAAGGCUUUUUCGACAUUCCUGUCGACAACCUGUACGGCCGCCACCUCCUCCGCAAAUACAUUCAGUCGAACAUUCCCGACUACCAACAGGCCGUUAUCGUCAGUCCAGACGCCGGAGGUGCUAAGCGAGCUACUGCCAUCGCUGAUGCGCUUGGUAUGCCCUUUGCGCUCAUCCACAAGGAGCGCCGACCUACGCAGAUCAGUGACAGGCAAAACGCCACCAUGAUGCUUGUCGGUGACGUCGCAAACCGCACCGCCAUCCUGAUCGACGAUUUGGCCGACACAUCCAACACCAUUACUCGCGCAGCCAAGCUGGUGAAGAAGGAGGGUGCAUCGCAGGUAUACGCGCUGAUUACCCACGGCAUCCUCAGUGGUGACGCGAUUGAUCGCAUCAAUGCCAGUGCGCUGGACAAGGUCGUUGUCACCAACACGGUAGACCAGACCGAGCACAAGUCGCGCUGCCCCAAACUCGAGGUUCUCGAGGUGGGCAACGUGUUCGCAGAGGCAAUCCGACGCGUCCACCACGGCGAGAGCAUCAGCGUGCUAUUCGACUACAGCUAGUGGCUGAUCGACCCACGCCCGCCCCGCCUCUCCCAUAAAAGUCUCCUUUCCUCAGGCAAACCCGCCUUCGGGCCAUAGAAAACCAUAUAUUAGAGUUGCGGACUACAGUGACGCGGCGCCGCUUCGGCUGGCCCGCUGUCUCCAUUCCGUAAGGCCCUCUCACCCAAGUGACUGUGCCCCUGUUCAUACACCUGCUGGGGAGCAGUAUAUCAAGUACCUGGCCUGCGCGCUGCGUGUUUUUGCACGGAUGGCGUUGAAGGCGUUGGGGAUGUUUGUAUAUGCCAAAUGUAGAUGGGAUUAGCUCUCCUGAAUUCCGGCUACGCCGGUGGAACUGUGUUUGCUCACUCUGUGGUGUAGG
Molecule: messenger RNA, 1842 nt
Organism: Boeremia exigua
Lineage: Eukaryota; Fungi; Ascomycota; Dothideomycetes; Pleosporales; Didymellaceae
Product: phosphoribosyltransferase-like protein
Exons: 6
Coding region: 162-1484 (440 amino acids)
Biological process (GO): 5-phosphoribose 1-diphosphate biosynthetic process; purine nucleotide biosynthetic process
Cellular component (GO): ribose phosphate diphosphokinase complex; cytoplasm
Molecular function (GO): magnesium ion binding; ribose phosphate diphosphokinase activity
Source: RefSeq, a predicted model, not a curated record